AGGGAACCGCAGUAGUACGACGGAAGAUGGCGACCAGCGGCGGCGAUGAGGCGGCGGCGCCGGCUCCGGCGCCCGGGGCCCCGGCGGCGGGGUCGAACACAACCCCGGGCUGGGAGGUGGCGGUGCGGCCCCUGCUGUCUGCGUCCUAUUCCGCCUUCGAGAUGAAGGAGUUGCCGCAGCUGGUGGCCUCAGUCAUCGAGAGUGAAUCCGAAAUCCUGCACCACGAGAAGCAGUACGAGCCCUUCUACUCCUCUUUUGUUGCACUUUCCACGCACUAUAUCACAACGGUCUGCAGCCUCAUUCCCCGGAACCAGCUUCAGUCGGUGGCAGCAGCCUGCAAAGUCCUGAUUGAGUUUUCUCUGCUACGUCUGGAGAAUCCAGAUGAGGCUUGCGCUGUGUCCCAGAAACACUUGAUUCUCCUGAUCAAAGGCCUGUGCACCGGCUGCAGCCGACUAGACAGGACCGAGAUUAUCACGUUCACAGCAAUGAUGAAGUCAGCCAAGCUGCCGCAGACGGUGAAGACCCUCUCGGAUGUGGAAGAUCAGAAAGAGCUGGCUUCCCCCGUUAGCCCAGAGCUGAGGCAGAAGGAGGUGCAGAUGAAUUUUUUGAACCAGCUGACAUCAGUUUUCAACCCUAGAACUGUAGCAUCACCGCCCGUCGGUCCACAGACUCCGGCUGAAGGAGACAGUGAUGAGCAGUCAUCCACAGAUCAAGCCUCUGCCAUCAAAACCAAGAAUGUAUUUAUAGCUCAGAAUGUGGCUAGUCUUCAAGAGCUUGGUGGCUCAGAGAAGCUGCUGCGUGUGUGUUUGAACCUGCCGUAUUUCCUGCGCUACAUCAAUCGGUUUCAAGAUGCAGUGUUGGCCAAUUCUUUCUUCAUCAUGCCUGCAACGGUAGCGGAUGCCACUGCUGUUCGCAACGGUUUUCAUUCACUGGUGAUUGAUGUAACCAUGGCAUUGGAUACCCUCUCUUUACCUGUGCUGGAGCCUCUCAACCCUUCUCGUCUGCAGGAUGUGACAGUCCUCAGCCUAAGUUGUCUGUAUGCAGGUGUGAGUGUGGCAACUUGCAUGGCCAUCCUGCAUGUGGGUAGUGCCCAGCAGGUGCGGACGGGGUCCACGAGCUCCAAAGAAGACGACUACGAGAGCGACGCGGCCACGAUCGUCCAGAAAUGUCUUGAAAUCUAUGACAUGAUCGGACAAGCCAUCAGCAACUCCCGCCGGGCCGGUGGAGAGCACUAUCAGAACUUCCAACUGCUGGGCGCCUGGUGUUUGUUAAACAGUCUUUUCCUCAUAUUGAACCUCAGCCCUACUGCCUUGGCUGAUAAGGGGAAAGAGAAAGACCCACUGGCUGCACUCCGAGUCAGAGACAUCCUUUCUCGCACGAAAGAGGGAGUGGGCUCUCCUAAGCUGGGGCCUGGAAAAGGGCACCAGGGGUUCGGGGUGCUCUCAGUUAUACUGGCAAACCACGCCGUCACCCUCUUAACCUCUCUCUUUCAAGACCUGCAAGUGGAAGCACUGCACAAGGGCUGGGAGACAGAUGGCCCCCCUGCCGUCCUGAGCAUCAUGGCCCAGAGCACCUCCAUCCAGAGGAUUCAGCGGCUGAUCGACUCUGUCCCACUGACAAACCUGCUGUUGACACUACUGUCCACUUCCUACAGGAAGGCCUGUGUCCUGCAGCGCCAGAGGAAGGGCUCCAUGAGCAGCGAUGCCAGUGCCUCCACGGACUCAAACACCUACUACGAGGAUGAUUUCAGCAGCACGGAGGAGGACAGCAGCCAAGAUGAUGACAGUGAGCCUAUUUUGGGGCAGUGGUUUGAGGAGACCAUCUCCCCCAGUAAAGAGAAAGUGGCGCCUCCGCCUCCUCCCCCGCCCCCUCCGCUGGAGAGCUCACCUCGAGUUAAAAGCCCCAGUAAACAGGCCCCUGGUGAGAAGGGCAACAUUUUGGCAAGUCGCAAAGAUCCUGAGUUGUUCUUAGGUCUGGCUUCCAACAUUUUGAACUUCAUUACGUCUUCCAUGCUGAACUCACGGAACAAUUUUAUCCGAAACUACCUGAGUGUGUCUCUGUCAGAGCACCACAUGGCCACCCUGGCCAGUAUCAUUAAGGAGGUGGACAAAGAUGGACUCAAGGGUUCAUCAGAUGAAGAGUUUGCUGCUGCUCUCUAUCACUUCAACCAUUCUCUGGUAACUUCUGACCUUCAGUCGCCCAACCUGCAGAACACGCUGUUGCAGCAGCUGGGAGUAGCUCCUUUCUCGGAGGGCCCCUGGCCCUUGUACAUCCACCCUCAAAGCCUCUCUGUGCUUUCCCGCCUUCUGCUCAUCUGGCAACACAAAGCCGGUGCUCAAGGUGAUCCGGAUGUCCCUGAAUGCCUGAAAGUGUGGGACAGGUUCUUGUCGACGAUGAAGCAGAGUGCCCUGCAGGGGGUGGUGCCCAGUGAGACGGAAGAUCUGAACGUGGAGCACCUGCAGCUGCUGCUGCUCAUUUUCCACAACUUCACCGAGAAAGGCCGGCGGGCCAUCCUGACCCUCUUCGUGCAGAUCAUCCAGGAGUUGAGUGCCAGCAUGGCUGCACAGGCGCGCUCGGUGCCCCUCAUCCUGGCCCGCCUCCUUCUGAUCUUUGAUUAUCUGCUUCAUCAGUACUCCAAAGCCCCCGUGUAUCUGUUUGAGCAGGUGCAGCAUAACUUGCUGAGUCCUCCUUUUGGGUGGGCAAGUGGAUCCCAGGACAGCAGCAGCCGCCGGGCGACCGCCCCUCUUUAUCAUGGGUUCAAAGAAGUAGAAGAAAACUGGUCUAAGCAUUUUUCAUCAGAUGCUGUCCCGCAGCCCAGAUUCUACUGUGUCCUGUCCCCAGAAGCCUCAGAGGAUGAUUUGAACCGACUCGAUUCUGUGGCAUGCGAUGUUCUUUUCUCCAAGCUUAUCAAAUAUGAUGAGCUUUACACGGCACUGACGUCCCUGCUCGCGGCUGGAUCCCAGCUUGAUACAGUCAGGAGAAAGGAAAACAAGAACGUAACGGCCCUGGAGGCCUGUGCCCUUCAGUAUUACUUCCUGAUACUGUGGAGGAUCCUGGGGAUUUUGCCGCCAUCAAAGACUUACAUGAACCAGCUGGCCAUGAACUCUCCUGACAUGAGUGAAUGUGACAUCUUACACACCCUGCGCUGGUCUUCCCGCCUCCGCAUCAGCUCCUACGUCAGCUGGAUAAAGGACCACCUCAUCAAACAGGGCAUGAAGGCUGAACAUGCCAGUUCUCUCUUAGAACUGGCCUCCACCAAGUGCAGUUCAGUGAAGUAUGACGUUGAAAUUGUAGAGGAAUACUUUGCUCGACAGAUCUCAUCAUUCUGUAGCAUCGACUGUACUACCGUCUUGCAACUCCACGAAAUUCCAAGUCUGCAGUCCGUCUACACCCUUGAUGCUGCCAUCUCGAAGGUCCAGGUCUCUCUGGAUGAGCAUUUUUCUAAGAUGGCCGCCGAGACUGAUCCUCAUAAGUCGUCUGAGAUCACCAAGAACCUGCUUCCAGCCACGCUGCAACUCAUCGACACCUAUGCGUCGUUCACUAGAGCCUAUUUGCUACAGAACUUUAACGAAGAAGGAGCCACUGAAAAACCUUCCCAGGAGAAAUUGCAUGGCUUUGCUGCUGUUUUGGCUAUUGGCUCUAGUAGGUGCAAGGCCAACACUCUGGGUCCCACACUGGUACAGAAUUUACCAUCCUGGGUGCAGGCUGUGUGUGAAUCUUGGAACAACAUCAACACCAACGAGUUUCCCAAUAUUGGCUCCUGGCGCAAUGCCUUUGCUAAUGACACGAUCCCUUCAGAGAGUUACAUCAGUGCUGUGCAGGCUGCUCACCUGGGGACGCUCUGCGGCCAGAGUCUGCCCCUGGCUGCUUCCCUGAAGCACACCCUGCUCUCCCUGGUCCGGCUGACCGGAGAUCUCAUUGUUUGGUCCGACGAGAUGAACCCGCCACAAGUAAUCCGGACCCUGCUGCCCCUUCUCCUGGAGUCCAGCACUGAGAGCGUCGCCGAGAUCAGUAGUAACUCCCUGGAGCGUAUCCUGGGCCCUGCAGAGUCUGAUGAGUUCUUGGCUCGAGUGUACGAGAAGCUGAUCACCGGUUGUUACAAUAUUCUGGCCAACCAUGCAGAUCCCAACAGUGGCCUGGAUGAAUCCAUCUUGGAGGAAUGUCUCCAGUAUUUGGAAAAGCAGCUGGAAGGCAACCAGGCCCGUAAAGCUAUGGAGGAGUUUUUCUCUGACAGUGGGGAACUGGUGCAGAUCAUGAUGGCAACAGCCAAUGAGAACCUGUCUGCUAAAUUCUGUAACCGAGUUCUGAGAUUCUUCACCAAACUCUUCCAGCUGACCGAGAAGAACCCGAACCCGAGCCUUCUGCACCUCUGCGGCUCCCUCGCACAGCUGGCCUGCGUGGAGCCUGCGCGUCUCCAGGCCUGGCUCACCCGCAUGACGAUGUCACCCCCCAAGGAUUCCGAUCAGCUGGAUGUGAUUCAGGAGAACCGGCAGCUGCUGCAGUUACUGACUACGUACAUCGUGCGGGAGAACAGCCAAGUUGGGGAAGGUGUAUGUGCUGUGCUUCUGAGCACCCUGAUCCCCAUGGCGACAGAGAUGUUGGCCAAUGGUGAUGGGACUGGUUUCCCUGAACUCAUGGUCGUGAUGGCCACCCUGGCCAGUGCGGGUCAAGGUGCUGGCCAUCUUCAGCUCCAUAAUGCUGCUGUGGACUGGCUGAGUAGAUGCAAGAAAUACCUAUCACAGAAGAAUGUGGUUGAAAAACUGAAUGCCAAUGUGAUGCAUGGAAAGCAUGUGAUAGUCCUGGAGUGCACAUGCCACAUUAUGUCUUACUUGGCUGAUGUCACCAAUGCCCUGAGCCAGAGUAAUGGUCAAGGCCCAAGUCACCUCUCGGUGGAUGGGGAGGAGCGAGCCAUUGAGGUGGAUUCAGACUGGGUGGAGGAGUUGGCAGUGGAAGAGGAGGACUCCCAGGCUGAGGAUUCUGAUGAAGAUUCUCUUUGCAACAAACUCUGUACUUUCACGAUCACUCAGAAAGAAUUCAUGAACCAGCAUUGGUACCACUGUCACACCUGCAAGAUGGUAGAUGGGGUGGGGGUGUGCACAGUGUGUGCCAAGGUGUGCCAUAAGGAUCACGAGAUCUCCUACGCCAAGUAUGGGUCCUUCUUCUGUGACUGUGGGGCCAAGGAAGAUGGCAGCUGUUUGGCGCUGGUGAAGCGGACUCCCAGCAGUGGCAUGAGCUCCACCAUGAAGGAGUCCGCGUUUCAGAGCGAGCCCAGGGUUUCAGAGAGCCUGGUGCGCCACACCAGCACCUCCCCGGCUGACAAGGCCAAAGUCACCAUCAGCGACGGGAAGGCUGCCGACGAGGAGAAGCCCAAGAAGAGCAGCCUGUGCCGCACGGUGGAGGGCUGCCGGGAGGAGCUGCAGAACCAGGCCAAUUUCUCCUUCGCUCCUCUCGUGUUAGACAUGCUCAGUUUCCUCAUGGAUGCCAUUCAGACCAACUUUCAGCAGGCUUCAGCGGUGGGGAGCAGCAGCCGGGCUCAGCAGGCCCUCCGGGAGCUGCACACAGUGGACAAGGUUGUAGAGAUGACAGACCAGCUGAUGGUUCCCACCUUAGGCUCCCAGGAAGGGGCCUUUGAGAACGUUCGGAUGAAUUACAGUGGAGACCAGGGCCAGACUAUUCGGCAGCUCAUCAGCGCCCACGUGCUCCGGCGGGUGGCUAUGUGUGUGCUCUCCUCCCCGCACGGGCGCCGCCAGCAUUUGGCCGUCAGCCACGAGAAGGGCAAGAUCACUGUUCUGCAGCUCUCUGCACUCCUGAAGCAAGCAGAUUCCAGCAAAAGGAAGUUGACUCUGACCCGCCUGGCUUCUGCCCCCGUCCCCUUUACUGUGCUGAGCCUCACGGGCAAUCCCUGCAAGGAGGACUACCUUGCCGUUUGUGGGCUCAAGGACUGCCACGUGCUGACGUUCAGUAGCUCAGGCUCUGUUUCGGAUCACUUGGUGCUACAUCCCCAGUUGGCAACUGGCAACUUCAUCAUUAAGGCUGUGUGGUUACCUGGAUCACAGACCGAGUUGGCGAUCGUCACUGCGGACUUUGUCAAGAUUUAUGACCUGUCUGUUGAUGCCUUGAGCCCCACCUUCUACUUUCUCCUGCCGAGCUCCAAGAUAAGAGAUGUUACCUUCCUCUUCAAUGAAGAGGGGAAGAACAUCAUUGUUAUAAUGUCUUCAGCUGGUUACAUCUAUACCCAGCUCAUGGAAGAGGCCAGUAGUGCCCAGCAGGGACCUUUCUACGUCACCAAUGUGCUGGAAAUCAACCACGAGGACCUGAAGGACAGCAACAGCCAGGUGGCAGGUGGCGGUGUGUCCGUCUACUACUCGCAUGUGCUCCAGAUGUUGUUCUUCAGCUACUGUCAGGGCAAGUCGUUCGCAGCCACCAUCAGCAGGACGACUCUGGAGGUGUUGCAGCUCUUCUCCAUCAACAUCAAAAGUUCCAAUGGUGGCAGUAAGACGUCCCCUGCCCUCUGCCAGUGGUCCGAGGUGAUGAACCACCCUGGCUUGGUGUGUUGUGUCCAGCAAACCACCGGUGUGCCCCUGGUGAUUAUGGUGAAGCCAGACACGUUCCUAAUCCAAGAGAUCAAGACUCUUCCUGCUAAAGCAAAGAUCCAGGACAUGGUUGCCAUUCGGCACACGGCCUGCAACGAGCAGCAGCGGACCACGAUGAUCCUGCUGUGUGAGGACGGCAGCCUGCGCAUUUACAUGGCCAACGUGGAGAACACCUCCUACUGGCUCCAGCCGUCCCUGCAGCCCAGCAGCGUCGUCAGCAUCAUGAAGCCUGUGCGAAAGCGCAAGACGGCUACCAUCACAGCCCGCACGUCCAGCCAGGUGACCUUCCCCAUCGACUUCUUUGAACACAACCAGCAGCUGACAGAUGUGGAGUUUGGUGGUAAUGACCUCCUACAGGUCUACAAUGCACAGCAGAUCAAGCACCGGCUGAAUUCCACCGGCAUGUAUGUGGCCAACACCAAGCCCGGUGGCUUUACCAUUGAGAUCAGCAACAACAAUAGCACUAUGGUGAUGACAGGCAUGCGGAUCCAGAUCGGGACCCAGGCCGUCGAGCGGGCCCCGUCGUACAUUGAGAUUUUCGGCAGAACCAUGCAGCUCAACCUGAGUCGCUCGCGCUGGUUUGACUUCCCCUUCACCAGGGAGGAAGCGCUGCAGGCCGACAAGAAGCUGAGCCUCUUCAUUGGGGCCUCGGUGGAUCCAGCAGGCGUCACCAUGAUCGAUGCUGUAAAAAUUUACGGCAAGACAAAGGAGCAGUUCGGCUGGCCUGACGAGCCCCCGGAGGAGUUCCCUUCUGCCUCUGUCAGCAGCAUCUGCCCCUCCAGCCUGAGCCAGACAAAUGGCACUGGAGACAGCGACUCCGCGGCCCCUGCCGCCACCAGUGGGACCGUCCUGGAGAGUUCUGAAACUGAGUCCCUAACCAAGCUGGACCGGCUGGUUGUGAGUUCUUUAGAAGCCCUGGAAAGCUGCUUUGCUGUUGGCCCAAUCAUCGAGAAGGAGAGAAACAAGAACGCAGCCCAGGAGCUUGCCACAUUGUUGCUGUCCCUGCCGGCCCCCGCCAGUGUGCAGCAGCAGUCCAAGAGCCUCCUGGCCAGCCUGCACACCAGCCGCUCGGCCUAUCACAGCCACAAGGAUCAGGCCUUGCUGAGCAAAGCUGUGCAGUGUCUCAACACAUCCAGCAAAGAAGGCAAGGACUUGGAUCCUGAGGUCUUCCAGAGGCUGGUGAUCACAGCUCGCUCCAUUGCCAUCAUGCGCCCUAACAACCUAGUCCACUUUACGGAGUCAAAGCUGCCCCCGAUGGAAACAGAAGGUGCAGAAGACGGGAGAGAGCCUCAGAAGCAGCUGGAAGGAGGCUGUGGCUUCCUCACCCAGCUGCUGAGCCACUUCUGGAGACUCCAUGCGUCCAAACCCAGGAAUGCCUUCCUGGCGCCUGCCUGCCUGCCAGGCCUGACUCACAUCGAAGCUACCGUCAAUGCCCUGGUGGACAUUAUCCACGGCUACUGCACGUGUGAGCUGGACUGCAUUCACACGGCGUCCAAGGUCUACAUGCAGAUGCUGCUGUGUCCCGAUCCUGCCGUGAGCUUCUCUUGUAAACAAGCUCUGAUUCGAGUCCUAAGGCCCAGGAACAAGCGGAGACAUGUGACACUGCCAUCCUCCCCUCGAAGCAACACUCCAAUGGGAGACAAAGAUGACGAUGAUGACGAUGACGCAGAUGAGAAAAUGCAGUCAUCAGGGAUUCCGAAUGCGGGUCACAUUCGUCAGGAGAGCCAGGAACAGAGUGAGGUGGACCAUGGAGAUUUUGAGAUGGUGUCCGAGUCGAUGGUCCUGGAGACGGCUGAAAACGUCAACAAUGGCAACCCCUCUCCCCUGGAGGCCCUGCUGGCAGGCGCAGAGGGCUUCCCCCCUAUGCUGGACAUCCCGCCUGAUGCGGACGACGAGACCAUGGUUGAACUGGCCAUUGCCCUGAGCCUGCAGCAGGACCAACAAGGCAGCAGCAGCAGUGCCCUGGGCCUGCAGAGCCUAGGGCUGUCCGGCCAGGCACCCAGCUCUUCCUCUCUGGACGCAGGAACCCUCUCUGACACCACAGCAUCAGCUCCAGCCUCGGACGACGAGGGCAGCACGGCAGCGACAGACGGCUCCACCCUGCGGACCUCCCCUGCUGAGCAUGGCGGGAGCGUGGGCUCGGAGAGCGGGGGGAGCGCCGUGGACUCGGUGGCUGGCGAGCACAGUGUAUCUGGUCGGAGCAGUGCUUAUGGUGACACCACGGUGGAGGGGCACCCAGCCGGGCCCGGAAGUGUCAGCUCGAGCACUGGUGCCAUCAGCACCACCACUGGACACCAGGAAGGAGAUGGCUCUGAGGGAGAAGGAGAAGCGGAAGGAGAAGGCGAUGUCCAUACUAGCAACAGGCUGCACAUGGUCCGUCUGAUGCUGUUGGAGAGACUCCUGCAGACCUUGCCCCAGUUACGAAAUGUCGGAGGCGUCCGGGCCAUCCCAUACAUGCAGGUCAUUCUGAUGCUCACUACAGAUCUGGAUGGAGAGGAUGAGAAAGACAAGGGAGCCCUGGACAACCUGCUGUCCCAGCUAAUCGCUGAACUGGGCAUGGACAAAAAGGACGUCUCCAGGAAGAACAAGCGCAGUGCCCUGAAUGAGGUCCAUCUAGUAGUGAUGAGACUCCUGAGUGUCUUCAUGUCCCGGACCAAAUCCGGAUCCAAGUCUUCCAUAUGUGAGUCCUCGUCCCUCAUCUCCAGCGCCACGGCCGCAGCCCUGCUGAGCUCUGGCGCCGUGGACUACUGCCUGCACGUGCUCAGGUCCCUGCUGGAGUACUGGCGGGGCCAGCAGAGCGACGAGGAGCCCGUGGCCGCCAGCCAGCUGCUGAAGCCGCACACGACGUCCUCCCCGCCUGACAUGAGCCCGUUCUUCCUUCGCCAGUACGUGAAGGGCCAUGCCGCCGAUGUGUUUGAGGCCUACACUCAGCUCCUAACGGAGAUGGUCCUGCGGCUUCCUUACCAAAUCAAGAAGAUCGCUGACGCCAACUCUCGAAUCCCCCCUCCUGUCUUUGAUCAUUCAUGGUUUUACUUUCUCUCAGAGUACCUGAUGAUCCAGCAGACUCCGUUUGUGCGUCGUCAAGUCCGCAAGCUUCUGCUCUUCAUCUGCGGAUCAAAGGAGAAGUACCGCCAGCUCCGGGACCUGCACACCCUGGACUCCCACGUGCGUGGGAUCAAGAAGCUGCUGGAGGAACAGGGCAUCUUCCUCCGAGCGAGCGUGGUGACAGCCAGCUCAGGCUCCGCGCUGCAGUACGACACGCUCAUCAGCCUGAUGGAGCACCUGAAAGCCUGUGCAGAGAUUGCUGCCCAGCGGACCGUCAACUGGCAGAAGUUCUGCAUCAAAGACGACUCUGUCCUCUACUUCCUCCUCCAAGUGAGCUUCCUGGUGGACGAGGGGGUGUCUCCGGUGCUGCUGCAGCUGCUCUCCUGUGCCCUGUGCGGCAGCAAAGUCCUCGCCGCCCUGGCGGCCUCCGCGGGCUCCUCUGGCACCGCCGCUGCCGCCUCAGCCCCUGCGGCUGCCGCCUCUGGGCAAGCCACGACACAGUCCAAGUCAUCCACGAAGAAGAGCAAGAAGGAAGAAAAGGAAAAGGAGAAAGAGGGUGAGAGCUCGGGCAGCCAGGAGGACCAGCUGUGCACAGCUCUGGUGAACCAGCUGAACAAAUUCGCAGAUAAGGAGACCUUGGUCCAGUUCCUGCGCUGCUUCCUGUUAGAGUCCAACUCUUCCUCCGUGCGCUGGCAGGCGCACUGUCUGACGCUGCACAUCUACAGAAACUCCAGCAAAUCUCAACAGGAGCUCCUGCUGGAUCUGAUGUGGUCCAUAUGGCCAGAACUCCCGGCCUAUGGUCGCAAGGCUGCCCAGUUUGUGGACCUGCUGGGGUAUUUCUCCUUGAAAACCCCGCAAACGGAGAAGAAGUUGAAGGAGUACUCACAGAAGGCUGUGGAGAUUCUGCGGACUCAGAACCACAUUCUUACCAACCACCCCAACUCCAACAUUUACAGCACCUUGUCUGGCUUAGUGGAGUUUGACGGCUACUACCUGGAGAGCGACCCCUGCUUGGUGUGCAACAACCCAGAGGUGCCGUUCUGCUAUAUCAAGCUGUCUUCCAUCAAAGUGGACACGCGGUACACCACCACCCAGCAGGUCGUGAAGCUCAUUGGCAGUCACACCAUCAGCAAGGUGACGGUGAAAAUCGGAGAUCUGAAACGGACAAAGAUGGUGCGGACCGUCAACCUCUAUUACAACAACCGGACGGUGCAGGCCAUCGUGGAAUUGAAAAACAAGCCGGCUCGCUGGCACAAAGCCAAGAAGGUCCAGCUCACCCCCGGGCAGACAGAGGUGAAGAUCGACCUGCCCUUGCCCAUCGUGGCCUCCAACCUGAUGAUCGAGUUUGCAGACUUCUAUGAAAACUACCAGGCUUCCACAGAGACCCUGCAGUGCCCACGCUGCAGCGCCUCUGUCCCUGCCAACCCCGGGGUCUGCGGCAACUGUGGAGAGAACGUGUACCAGUGUCACAAGUGCAGGUCCAUCAACUAUGACGAGAAGGAUCCCUUCCUCUGCAACGCCUGUGGUUUCUGCAAGUACGCGCGCUUCGACUUCAUGCUCUACGCCAAGCCCUGCUGUGCGGUGGAUCCCAUUGAGAAUGAGGAAGACCGGAAAAAGGCCGUUUCCAACAUCAAUACGCUCCUGGACAAAGCUGACCGAGUCUACCACCAGCUGAUGGGACACCGGCCACAGCUGGAGAACCUGCUCUGCAAAGUGAACGAGGCGGCCCCCGAGAAGCCGCAGGAUGACUCGGGGACGGCCGGGGGCAUCAGCUCUACUUCUGCCAGCGUCAAUCGGUACAUCCUGCAGCUGGCCCAGGAGUAUUGUGGAGACUGCAAGAACUCUUUUGACGAGCUCUCCAAAAUCAUCCAGAAAGUCUUCGCUUCACGCAAAGAGUUGUUGGAAUAUGACCUGCAGCAGAGGGAAGCAGCCACCAAGUCGUCCCGAACCUCUGUGCAGCCCACGUUCACUGCCAGCCAGUACCGCGCCCUGUCCGUCCUGGGCUGUGGCCACACAUCGUCCACCAAGUGCUACGGCUGUGCCUCGGCCGUCACAGAACAUUGUAUCACGCUGCUCCGGGCCCUGGCCACCAACCCGGCCCUGCGGCACAUCCUCGUGUCCCAGGGCCUCAUCCGGGAGCUCUUCGAUUACAAUCUUCGCCGAGGCUCUGCGGCCAUGCGGGAGGAGGUCCGCCAGCUCAUGUGCCUGCUGACUCGAGACAAUCCGGAAGCCACCCAGCAAAUGAAUGACCUGAUCAUCAGCAAAGUGUCCACUGCCCUGAAGGGCCACUGGGCCAAUCCCGAUCUGGCAAGCAGCUUGCAGUAUGAGAUGCUGUUGCUGACAGACUCCAUCUCGAAGGAGGAUGGCUGCUGGGAGCUGCGUCUGCGCUGCGCCCUCAGCCUUUUCCUCAUGGCGGUGAACAUCAAGACCCCCGUGGUUGUGGAGAACAUCACCCUCAUGUGCCUGCGGAUCCUGCAGAAGCUCAUCAAACCGCCUGCUCCGACCAGCAAGAAGAACAAGGAUGUCCCUGUUGAGGCCCUCACCACGGUUAAGCCAUACUGCAAUGAGAUCCAUGCCCAGGCUCAGCUGUGGCUCAAGAGGGACCCCAAAGCCUCCUAUGAAGCCUGGAAGAAGUGUCUUCCUAUCAGAGUCCCCCCCUUUUGUCAUUUCCUUUUUCUUAUCCCUCUCUGCAACCCCCACCUGCCAGGGAUAGAUGGCAAUGGGAAGUCCCCCAGCAAGUCGGAGCUCCGCCACCUCUAUUUGACGGAGAAGUAUGUGUGGAGGUGGAAGCAGUUCCUGAGCCGUCGAGGGAAGAGGACCCCACCCUUGGACCUCAAACUGGGCCAUAACAACUGGCUGCGGCAAGUGCUGUUCACUCCGGCGACGCAGGCCGCACGGCAGGCAGCCUGCACCAUCGUGGAAGCUCUGGCCACCGUCCCCAGCCGCAAGCAGCAGGUCCUGGACCUCCUCACCAGCUACCUGGACGAGCUGAGCGUAGCGGGCGAGUGUGCCGCCGAGUACUUGGCUCUCUACCAGAAGCUCAUCUCUUCAGCCCACUGGAAAGUCUACCUGGCUGCGCGGGGCGUCCUGCCCUACGUGGGCAACCUCAUCACCAAGGAAAUCGCCCGUCUGCUGGCCCUGGAGGAGGCCACCCUGAGCACGGACCUGCAGCAGGGCUACGCUCUCAAAAGUCUCACAGGCCUUCUUUCCUCCUUUGUUGAGGUGGAGUCCAUCAAAAGACACUUUAAAAGUCGCUUGGUGGGCACUGUGCUGAAUGGGUACCUGUGCUUGCGGAAGCUGGUGGUGCAGAGGACCAAGCUGAUUGAUGAGACCCAGGACAUGCUGCUGGAGAUGCUGGAGGACAUGACCACAGGUACAGAGUCGGAAACCAAGGCCUUCAUGGCUGUGUGCAUUGAGACAGCCAAGCGCUACAACCUGGAUGACUACCGGACCCCCGUGUUCAUCUUUGAGAGGCUCUGCAGCAUCAUUUAUCCCGAGGAGAAUGAAGUCACCGAAUUCUUUGUGACCUUGGAGAAGGACCCCCAACAAGAAGACUUCUUACAGGGCAGGAUGCCCGGGAACCCAUACAGCAGCAACGAGCCAGGCAUUGGGCCGCUUAUGAGGGAUAUAAAGAACAAGAUUUGCCAGGACUGUGACUUGGUGGCUCUCCUGGAGGACGACAGUGGGAUGGAGCUUCUAGUGAACAAUAAGAUCAUCAGUUUGGAUCUCCCCGUGGCCGAGGUUUACAAGAAGGUCUGGUGCACCACGAAUGAGGGGGAGCCCAUGAGGAUUGUCUACCGCAUGCGGGGGCUGCUGGGUGAUGCCACCGAGGAGUUCAUUGAGUCCUUGGACUCCACCACAGAUGAAGAAGAAGAUGAAGAAGAAGUGUAUAAGAUGGCUGGGGUCAUGGCGCAGUGUGGGGGCCUGGAGUGCAUGCUCAACAGACUGGCAGGCAUCAAAGACUUCAAGCAGGGACGCCACCUUCUCACUGUGCUCCUGAAAUUGUUCAGUUACUGUGUGAAGGUGAAAGUCAACCGACAGCAGCUGGUCAAGCUGGAAAUGAACACCCUGAAUGUCAUGCUGGGGACCCUAAACCUGGCCCUGGUAGCUGAGCAAGAAAGCAAGGACAGUGGCGGUGCAGCUGUGGCCGAGCAGGUGCUUAGUAUCAUGGAGAUCAUUCUGGAUGAAUCCAAUGCCGAACCCCUGAGUGAGGACAAGGGCAACCUCCUCCUGACGGGCGACAAGGAUCAGCUCGUGAUGCUCCUGGACCAGAUCAACAGCACGUUUGUUCGCUCCAACCCGAGCGUGCUCCAGGGUCUGCUCCGCAUCAUCCCGUACCUUUCCUUCGGUGAGGUGGAGAAGAUGCAGAUCUUGGUGGAGCGUUUCAAGCCCUACUGCAGCUUUGACAAGUACGACGAAGACCACAGCGGCGACGACAAAGUCUUCCUGGACUGCUUCUGUAAGAUCGCGGCCGGCAUCAAGAACAGCAGCAACGGGCACCAGCUGAAGGACCUGAUCCUCCAGAAGGGGAUCACGCAGAGCGCGCUGGACUACAUGAAGAAGCACAUCCCCAGCGCCAAGAAUCUGGAUGCAGACAUCUGGAAGAAGUUCUUAUCUCGGCCAGCCCUGCCGUUUAUCCUAAGGCUUCUCCGGGGGCUGGCUGUCCAGCACCCUGCCACGCAGGUUCUGAUCGGAACGGACUCCAUCACGAACCUACAUAAACUGGAGCAGGUGUCCAGUGAUGAGGGCAUUGGGACCCUGGCAGAGAACCUGCUGGAGGCAUUGCGGGAACACCCUGAUGUAAACAAGAAGAUCGAUGCUGCCCGCAGGGAGACCCGUGCGGAGAAGAAGCGCAUGGCCAUGGCAAUGAGGCAAAAGGCUCUGGGCACCCUGGGCAUGACGACAAACGAGAAGGGCCAGGUUGUGACCAAGACGGCGCUCCUGAAGCAGAUGGAGGAGCUAAUAGAGGAGCCGGGUCUCACGUGCUGCAUCUGCAGGGAGGGGUACAAGUUCCAGCCCACGAAAGUCCUGGGCAUUUAUACCUUCACCAAGCGGGUAGCCUUGGAAGAGAUGGAGAAUAAGCCCCGGAAGCAGCAGGGCUACAGCACCGUGUCCCACUUCAACAUCGUCCACUAUGACUGCCACCUGGCUGCUGUCAGGCUGGCUCGCGGCCGGGAAGAGUGGGAAAGCGCAGCCCUUCAGAACGCCAACACGAAGUGCAAUGGGCUCCUUCCGGUCUGGGGGCCCCACGUCCCCGAAUCAGCUUUUGCCACCUGCCUGGCAAGGCACAACACUUACCUCCAGGAGUGCACGGGCCAGCGGGAGCCCACCUACCAGCUCAACAUCCACGACAUCAAGCUGCUCUUCCUGCGCUUCGCCAUGGAGCAGUCGUUCAGCGCGGACACCGGCGGGGGCGGCCGGGAGAGCAACAUCCACCUGAUCCCGUACAUCGUCCACACUGUGCUUUACGUCCUGAACACAACCCGAGCAACUUCCCGAGAGGAGAAGAAUCUCCAGGGCUUUCUGGAGCAGCCCAAGGAGAAGUGGGUGGAGAGUGCCUUUGAAGUGGACGGGCCCCACUAUUUCACAGUCCUGGCCCUCCACAUCCUGCCCCCCGAGAAGUGGAGAGCCACGCGUGUGGAGAUCCUGCGGAGGCUGCUGGUGACCUCUCAGGCCCGGGCAGUGGCUCCGGGGGGAGCCACCAGGCUGACCGACAAGGCCAUGAAGGACUACUCUGCUUAUCGCUCUUCCCUUCUCUUCUGGGCCCUCGUCGAUCUCAUUUACAACAUGUUUAAGAAGGUGCCUACUAGCAACACGGAGGGAGGCUGGUCCUGCUCUCUCGCGGAGUACAUCCGCCACAACGACAUGCCCAUCCACGAAGCUGCUGACAAAGCCCUGAAGACCUUCCAGGAGGAGUUCAUGCCAGUGGAGACCUUCUCGGAGUUCCUCGACGUGGCUGGUCUGUUAUCAGAAAUCACUGAUCCUGAGAGCUUCCUAAAGGACCUGUUGAACUCCAUCCCCUGAACAUCACACGGAAACUGCAGUUGGCAGAGACUGAAGCGAGCUUGCCUUCCAUCCUCCGUGUUCUUCCCUCGUGUGAAUCAACACCCCCCCCCCGCCCCCCACGACACGCGCGGCACCAUUCCUCCCCCCCAUGUCUUCUCGGAGUGGCUUGGGGAUCUUAGGCUUCCUGUUUUGUCUUGUGUGUGUGGUGCACUAGCUAUGAAGUUGUCCGUAAGCCAGGCCGUGGAGGGCCCGUGCGUACCAGGAGCCGCGCGCUGUCCUGGCCGACUCCGCACGUGCGCGUGCACAUCGUGACAAAUAAACGAGUGACUGAGCACACACUGAAA
Molecule: messenger RNA, 15988 nt
Organism: Suricata suricatta (meerkat)
Lineage: Eukaryota; Metazoa; Chordata; Mammalia; Carnivora; Herpestidae
Gene: UBR4
Product: ubiquitin protein ligase E3 component n-recognin 4
Exons: 107
Coding region: 27-15662 (5211 amino acids)
Molecular function (GO): zinc ion binding; protein binding
Source: RefSeq, a predicted model, not a curated record